AUGAAUUGCAUCAUCGAUGUCCCCAAUCUAGGAGACGCUGGACUGAUCGAUUCGACGGGCCUCGCUCUGACGCCCCGACAAGAUAUAUCUUACCAAUAUUCGUGGGUGGCCGCUGACACUCUGCGAAACCUUACACGAUCGACUAGUGGGCACACGCCCACGCUCGCCCACGUUCUUCUCAAUGAAGCUGCACUGAAUCGAGCUUCAGCGCUAGAUGACUGUUCCCAAGUACUUUCUACUAUCAUUCAUACUGCUAUUAAUAACUGGAUUAUCGCCGACGGCCCCGCACUGGUACGGCUGGAUCCUAACUCAGCGUUAUGA
Danaus chrysippus (African queen) is the source of this 321-nucleotide messenger RNA. NCBI's taxonomy places the organism in Eukaryota, Metazoa, Arthropoda, Insecta, Lepidoptera, Nymphalidae. The record is from the annotation of a GenBank genome assembly.